AUGGCGAGACAGAAGUCCCCACCAAAGAAGAGGCCAGCAAAGCCAGGAUCCAAAGUCAACAAAGAGAUUAUGGAACUCCAGAAAUCAACGAACCUGCUCAUGAGAAAGAUGCCCUUCCAACGAGUGGUCCGAGAGGUUGUCAACGAUCUUCGCCCUGGAAACGACUAUCGAUGGCAGUCGCAGGCACUCCUCUGCCUCCAAGAAGCGACAGAGGCCUUCAUUAUUACAACCUUUGAAGUCGCCAAUCUGUACGCCCUUCACUCCAAGCGCGUCACCAUCAUGAAGAAAGACUUGGACCUUGUCAAAGCUGUCGCGCAAUUCAACCUCAAUGGAAUCAAAAAAUAA
Molecule: messenger RNA, 345 nt
Organism: Oikopleura dioica
Lineage: Eukaryota; Metazoa; Chordata; Appendicularia; Copelata; Oikopleuridae
Source: the annotation of a GenBank genome assembly